This is a messenger RNA of Harmonia axyridis, 585 nucleotides long. RefSeq lists its product as uncharacterized. The transcript is spliced from 4 exons. The record is from RefSeq and is a predicted model, not a curated record. Gene Ontology annotation, biological process: intracellular transport. Lineage: Eukaryota; Metazoa; Arthropoda; Insecta; Coleoptera; Coccinellidae. Gene Ontology annotation, cellular component: transport vesicle; extrinsic component of membrane; BLOC-1 complex. The coding region runs from base 126 to 503 and encodes 125 amino acids.
GUAGUUCAAAAAAUCAUCUUUAAAAAUACAUCAACAUCAAAACUAUUCAAAACAAAACAUUUUAAACCUGAUCUGGUUCAAUAUAUUUUAUUUUCAAAUUUUAUGUUGAAACUGCAUAUUGUUUGAUGAAGAUGUCGACGAUUAAUAUAGAUAACAAGAGUUUCCCUACAGAAAAUAAUUCCAGUAAUGAAAAAACUUUCAAAGAAGCUGGUAUUUUGGCAAAGGGUGUCAUAGAUUUAUAUCUCCCUAGUAUAAUAAAAGCUGAAGAACAUAUGCAGGGGUUACAGGAUAAGCAGAAAGUGUUGACUGAUCAUAUGCAUGAACAAAACAUGAAGAUAGCGAAAAUUCAUGAUUUAGAAUUGAAGAUGCAAAUAUUUGAUAAAAUGAGAAUUUACGAGAAGAAGUUGUCUACGCUAAAAAAGGAUAUGAAACAUCUCCAUGAGUGGAGCAUUAAAUUGAAGGCCAGAGCUCAGAAAAUAGAAGAGGUGUAUAAGAAUAUAUAGGACUUCCAUGAGAUAAAGACUAAUGUAUAGCAGUUUUUGUAAUAAUAUAUCUAUAUAAAAGACCGAAAAUAUAAUAUUUGAA